AUGCUGACGUGCUAUCUGACAUGCUUCUACGUGAUAUUCGCUAUCGUCCACGGACCGCUUGCGUUGCUUAUCAACGGCAGUAAUGGGUGGAAUCUUGUGGGCUUUAUCAAUAUGGCUGCGUUCUUGAAAUCACAAAACAAAAGACUUAUCGGAGGAAUACUUGCUGCCUUAGGAGGUACCACCGCGGUGUAUACCUUCACUCCACAGGUGGAAACGUUUUUUGGGUCAAGCGCUGAUGCUGCCACGGUGAAAAAAAUUGAAGAAGGAUACGCCAAACUUAACGGACCUGAAGGGAAGAAGUGCAAGUCGCUGCUAAAAAAGCAUUUGACGAAAGAUGUUAUGGAUAAGUUGAAGUACAAGAAAACCAAGCUUGGGGCUACUCUUUAUGAUUGCAUACGAUCAGGUAUCUACAACCUUGAUGCUGGCGUUGGUGUCUACGCUCCUGACGCCGAAUCCUAUCGAACGUUUUCUCCACUGUUCGAUAAAAUCAUAGAAGAUUAUCACGGUUUUUCUCCAAGCCAGAAACAACCUCCUGUCGAUCUCGGUGAGGGAAAAAUACAUGAGUUCCCUCCGUUGGAUCCCAAAGGAAAGUACAUCAAGUCCACUCGCAUUCGUUGCGGACGUUCCCUUGCUGGAUAUCCGUUCAAUCCGUGUUUGACUAAGGAAAACUAUUUGGAGAUGGAAAAGAAAGUGAAAAGAGCCUUUGAUUCUUUUACGGAUAAAGACCUGAAAGGCAAAUAUUAUCCACUGGAUGGGAUGACAAAAGAAACACAAGACAAACUUAUUGCUGAUCAUUUCCUGUUCAAGGAGGGAGAUCGUCAUCUCCAGGCUGCUAAUGCUUGCAAUUUCUGGCCUAAGGGACGUGGCAUUUAUCACAAUAACGACAAAACCUUUUUGAUCUGGGUAAACGAAGAGGAUCACAUGCGUAUAAUUUCUAUGCAGGAGGGCAGUGAUGUAGGACAGGUCCUGGAGCGGCUAAUCAGAGGAGUAAAAAGCAUUGAAAAAGUGGUACCAUUUUCUCGUGAUGAGCGUCUCGGAUGGCUGACUUUCUGCCCGACUAACCUCGGUUCAACAGUCCGUGCUUCUGUACAUAUCAAAUUGCCAAAACUUACUGCUAGGAAGAAAGAAUUCGAAGCCAUGUGUGAGAGACUAAACUUGCAAGUGCGUGGUAUUCACGGAGAGCACUCUGAGUCAGAAGGAGGAGUUUACGACAUAUCUAACAAAGCUCGUCUUGGUCUUUCUGAGUACCAGGCUGUGAAACAAAUGUACGACGGGGUUAAGGCUCUUAUUGCUGCAGAAGAGAAACUUUAG
Molecule: messenger RNA, 1311 nt
Organism: Angiostrongylus costaricensis
Lineage: Eukaryota; Metazoa; Nematoda; Chromadorea; Rhabditida; Metastrongylidae
Source: the annotation of a GenBank genome assembly